CAGUAGUCCACGUGCCUGCUGGCCAUGAACGGGAUGGCCAAUGUGAGUUCAGCCAGCCGCCCUCACUGCGCCUCCUCCAUCCCGGUGCCUCGAGCUUCUUCCCAGACCAGGAUUCAUACACCAGGCGCCUCUCCCCAGCUGCGGCCACGCCAACCUGGCCUGGCCCUGAGUCCCCAGAGAGCAGCAUCCCCAAGACCAAGCAAAGCUGCUGGCCCUUCCAGAAAUACCUCUCCUAAGGCCUCCCGAGGGAGAAGCUCCCCCAAGACUUCUGGGGCAGUGAGGGAGCCCCCCACUGGUGAGGAAGGCCCCUCCAGCUCUCCAUGGGGCAGCCCCAGGAUAGCCCCAAGAGCAGCCCUCUCCAGCCGGACUGGGCCCAGAAGAGCUGGGGAGACACACAGCACUCAGGGAAAGAAGAAGGAAGCCCAGGAAGGGGUUCUAACCCUCCAGACCCGGGGCAGGAGCCCAUCUCGAACCAGCUGUCAUGGAGAAACUCAGAUUCCAGGGACACCUGAAGGAUGGAAGCCUCCGAGCUGCCCAGGAAAGGACUCAAGAGAGAUAAGCUACCGAAGCUCUGGGAUCCCCAGGUCUUUGGAGCCUGAGGAUGGGGCAGCUUCAGGGGCCUCAUCUCCGAUCUGCAGCCCAGCACCAAGCAAGCGCCCCUCGCCCACCCCAGCAGCUAUUAGCUUCUCCUCGGUUCAUCAGCAGAGUCAGCCGGUCACAGCCACGGUGGCGCCCUUCCGGUACAGGGUGCAGACAGACCAGGAUCCUGGCCCCCUGCCCCUUGAUGGCUACUCUGGGCCCCCCAUUAGGACUGAGGAGAGCAUCUCCUGCAUGGCAUUAAAGAAACACCUGGAAGCUGGCUCUGCUCCACAUCAGGGUUCGUGUGGACAGCACCCUAUAGGCAGCCAGCCCUACCCCUUAGUCUCUCAGACACGGGCAGGUGGGCAGGGGUCACCUUUGGCCUGCAAACUGGGCCCUUUUGAGUCCUCUUUGGGCCCUGUCCUCAGCAGCGAGCUCGAAGCCACAGUGACGCUAGAACAGAGCAGCAGCAAACACUGCUCUACAGUGAGGCUGGUGCAGGAGGGUUAG
Messenger RNA from Tupaia belangeri chinensis (Chinese tree shrew), 1089 nucleotides. RefSeq lists its product as uncharacterized. Bases 25 to 1089 code for a protein of 354 amino acids. The transcript is spliced from 4 exons. NCBI's taxonomy places the organism in Eukaryota, Metazoa, Chordata, Mammalia, Scandentia, Tupaiidae. The record is from RefSeq and is a predicted model, not a curated record.